UAAACAUUAAUGUAAAUAUAUUUUCUGUCUUUUAGAUCCUCAACUGUAUUUUCAUCCUGUACUAUUUAAUAGAGAUGCUGCUGAAAAUAGUGGCUUUUGGUUGGAGAGGUUACCUGUCUUACAGGAAUAACAUCUUUGAUGGAUUCCUCACUGUUCUUCUUCUGGCAAUUCAGAUUGCCAUAUUCAUCACAUACAGGAUUCCCUAUGAAAAAGUAGAUCCGGUUCCAGGACAUGUGAUGGCUUUGUGGGAGAUGGUGCGACUGGUCAACAUGUUGAUUGUCUUCCGUUUCCUCCGAAUAAUUCCAGAAAUCAAGUUGAUGGCCGUGGUGGCCAGCACUCUUGUGGACCUGGUGAAAAACUUACGGGCAUUUGCUGGCAUUCUAUUGGUAGUGUACUAUAUGUUUGCCGUCCUUGGUAUCUGGCUUUUCCAGGGAGCUAUAACCCCUCCAUCAAACACAAGUCUAAUCUUCAAUGCCAAUGUUGAGAACAAAACGGAUGGUCCCUUCAGCAUGGACUGUGGCACUUUUGAACAGCUGGAGUACUGGCCAAACAACUUUGAUGAUUUUGCUUCCUCUCUGGUUCUUCUCUAUAACAUCAUGGUGGUGAAUAACUGGCAUGUUUUCACAGAUGCAUACACCAGAUACACUACAGAGUGGUCCUUGGUGUACUUUGUGGCCUGGUGGUUGACAUCUUCAGUCAUGUGGGUCAACCUGUUUGUGGCCCUCAUUUUGGAGGGCAAUACAUUUGUUCUGUCUAGCCAUGCUGGUUAA
This is a messenger RNA of Cyprinus carpio (common carp), 770 nucleotides long. Its product is annotated as two pore calcium channel protein 2-like. The record is from RefSeq and is a predicted model, not a curated record. Gene Ontology annotation, molecular function: monoatomic ion channel activity; voltage-gated channel activity. Bases 75 to 770 code for a protein of 231 amino acids. Lineage: Eukaryota; Metazoa; Chordata; Actinopteri; Cypriniformes; Cyprinidae. The transcript has 9 exons. Gene Ontology annotation, cellular component: lysosomal membrane. Gene Ontology annotation, biological process: monoatomic ion transport; transmembrane transport.